Molecule: messenger RNA, 1596 nt
Organism: Westerdykella ornata
Lineage: Eukaryota; Fungi; Ascomycota; Dothideomycetes; Pleosporales; Sporormiaceae
Product: MFS general substrate transporter
Exons: 5
Coding region: 1-1596 (531 amino acids)
Biological process (GO): transmembrane transport
Molecular function (GO): transmembrane transporter activity
Source: RefSeq, a predicted model, not a curated record
AUGUCACUAGAGACUCCAGACAAAGCGAACGGCGACAAUGCGGUGAACGAGCACCACGUUACUGGUCUAGCACUUGCUGUCCUCGUAUCUGGUCUUUGUCUGGCGACCUUCACCGUUGCCCUCGACAAUACCAUUAUCGCAACGGCGAUCCCCCGGAUUACGGAGUCGUUGCACUCGCUAGAAGAUGUUGGAUGGUAUGGCUCGGCGUACUUGAUGACUACUACCGCGCUGCAACCGUCGUUCGGCAAGCUGUACACGUUCUUUGACAUCAAAUACUGCUACAUUACCGCUCUGUUCAUCUUCGAGAUUGGCUCCAUUAUCUGCGCUGUCGCCAAAAACUCGGUCACUCUGAUAGUUGGAAGAGCCGUCGCAGGAUGUGGAGCAGCAGGCGUCUUUUCGGGGGGCAUGACCAUCAUCGCCCUUUCGACGGAUAUUCGAGUACGGUCUACAUACAUUGCGGUGAUAUCUAGCAUGUUUGGAAUUGCCUCAAUAGUGGGGCCUGUUCUUGGAGGUGCACUCACCAAGAACGUGUCCUGGAGAUGGUGCUUCUGGAUCAACUUGCCGUUAGGGUUUGCUUCGGUCGUCGCUACAUUCUUUACCUUGAGGGACUACAGUCAACCUCGUCAGCAGCUUAGUAUCGGGCAGAAAAUCUGGCGCCUGGACAUCCCCGGUGCUCUCCUCUUGGCUGCCUCGGUAUCCUGUCUCCUUGUCGGGCUGCGUCUCGCAGGAGGCACUUCCACCUGGUCGUGGAACGAAGCUCGUGUCUGGGGUUGUAUGUUGGGCUUUGGCCUCCUGCUGGUUGCGUUUGUUGGCAGCCAAGUCUUGCAGAAGGAUCACAGAGCAACUAUUCCAAAGCGAAUGUUAAAGCAGAGAACAAUGGUUGCAGGAUGCUUGUUCAGUCUCUUCCUGGCCAUGGGUCUCUACAUCCACAUCUUCUACCUGCCCAUCUAUUUUCAAUCAGUCCAAGGCGCCUCCGCACAAGGUUCUGGAGUACGCAUCAUCCCAUAUCUAACAAGCUGGACCAUCGCCGCCAUCGUCUCCGGCGGCGCUAUCACCACCUUCGGCCCUUACGUACCCUGGACAUGGCUCGGCACGGCGCUUUUUGCGAUUGGAUCUGGUCUGCUCUAUACUCUCGAAGUGGACUCUUCCUCUGGUCGCUGGAUCGGCUUUCAGAUCCUGGCUGGCGCCGGGGUCGGCCUCUGUAUUCAGGUCCCUUACCUAGCUGCUCAAGUUGUACUGCCGCCGGAGGACAUGCCGACCGGUAACGCGCUCAUCAUCUUCUUCAACUCGAUCGGUGGCGCGAUUUUCGUGUCUGUGGGCCAGAAUCUAUUUUCCAAUGAGCUAUCUGCUAAAUUGGCGGACACGGGGCUUUCGCAGGAGCAGAUUGGGCAGGUUAUUUAUGCAGGCGCAACGGGCGUGCGAGGUGCUACACCGGAAGGGUACCUCCCCGCGGUUUUGCAGGCGUAUACGGCUGCGGUGAAGAAGUCGUUUAUUCCGCCGAUGGCUGUGGCGGUGUUGGCGUUCACGAGUACGCUGUUUUUUGAGUGGAAGAGCGUAAAGGCGAAGAAGGAAGAAAAUAACAAAAGCGCUGUUUGA